Molecule: messenger RNA, 2551 nt
Organism: Malaclemys terrapin pileata
Lineage: Eukaryota; Metazoa; Chordata; Testudines; Emydidae
Gene: GDAP2
Product: ganglioside induced differentiation associated protein 2
Exons: 14
Coding region: 243-1730 (495 amino acids)
Source: RefSeq, a predicted model, not a curated record
UUUCUGCAUCCCUUCUGGUUUUUACUAAUCUUUCUGCUCGUGUGGAAUGUACCACAUGCUUCAGUAACACAACAAGUAUGUAUACUUGUGCAAAAAGAACAAACUUUGGAUCUCAGUCAGAAACCGAUACAAGUAUCUGAGGGCUUCAGUGCAUUUGAGAUUUCAUCCCAGCACCAGAAAGACUCCAGUGAGAUUUGGAGUGCUGAAGAGAUAGUGGAAAGAAGACUUGCUGUUUCCAUUCCAUGGAUCCCUUGGGUGCUCCUUCCCAAUUUGUGGAUAUUGAUUCUCUGCCAGCCUGGAAUGACUACUGUGAGGCAGACCAACUGGACUCCCACAAAACUCAAGUUGAAAAACCCCAGCUUGAAGCUAGAUCACCUUUUCCAUACAGGAAAGACAUCAAUGCAAAAAUAAUAUUGUGGAAAGGAAAUGUAGCAUUACUGAACUGCACAGCCAUAGUAAACACCAGCAAUGAAUCUCUCACAGAUAAGAAUCCGGUAUCUGAGAGCAUCUUCAUGCAUGCUGGUCCCGACCUGAGGGAUGAACUCCAGAAACUCAAAGGAUGCCGGACGGGGGAGGCAAAACUGACAAAAGGAUUUAACCUGGCUGCACGAUUCAUUAUUCACACUGUGGGACCCAAAUACAAGAGCAGAUAUCGCACAGCAGCCGAGAGCUCCCUGUAUAGCUGCUACCGCAAUGUCCUGCAGCUUGCAAAGGAGCAGGCAAUGUCCUCAGUGGGAUUCUGUGUCAUAAACUCUGUGAAAAGAGGCUACCCUUUGGAGGAUGCAACCCACAUAGCACUGCGCACAGUCAGAAGGUUCCUGGAGAUUCAUGGAGAAACGCUGGAGAAGGUGGUGUUUGCAGUCUCUGAGAUUGAACAGGCCACUUACCAGAAGCUGCUGCCUCUGUAUUUUCCAAGGUCAUUGGAAGAAGAAUGUCAUUCCUUACCAUGCCUUCCUGCAGAUAUUGGCAAUUCAGAAGGGGAGCCAGUAGUACCAGAGCGACAGAUCAGGAUCAGUGAAAAACCAGGUGCUCCAGAUGAUAACUCGGAUGAGGAGGGGCUGGAAGCAGAUAUUUCAUUCAUUGGUUCCCAUGCAUUUGCCCGCAUGGAGGGAGAUGUUGAUAAGCAGAGGCGCCUCAUCCUUCAGGGACAGUUGUCGGAGGCAGCACUGCAGAAACAGCAUCAGAGAAAUUACAAUCGCUGGCUGUGUCAGGCAAGAGGUGAAGACCUAUCCGACGUUGCUUCUCUCAAAGCCUUGUAUCAGACAGGUGUGGAUAAUUGUGGUCGCACGGUGAUGGUGGUAGUUGGAAGGAAUAUUCCUGUAACUCUGAUAGACAUGGAAAAGGCACUCUUGUACUUUAUCCAUGUCAUGGACCAUAUUGCAGUGAAGGAGUAUGUCAUAGUAUACUUCCACACGCUCACUAGCGAUUACAAUCACCUGGACUCCGACUUCCUGAAGAAAUUGUAUGACGUCGUCGACAUCAAGUACAAGAGAAACUUGAAGGCAGUGUACUUCGUCCACCCAACAUUUCGCUCAAAGGUCUCAACGUGGUUUUUCACAACCUUUACCGUCUCAGGGCUAAAGGACAAAAUCCACUAUGUGGAAAACCUUCAGCAAUUGUUCACAGCCAUACCCCCAGAACAGAUUGACUUCCCCCCUUUUGUCCUUGAAUAUGAUGCCAGGGAAAAUGGGCCUUACUAUUCUUCUUACCCCUCAUCUCCUGACCUGUGAUCUGCAGCCCUGCAAUACUGCUGGUUUCCCAUGGAGCCGAUGACCUGAUGCCUGCCGAUCCCAUGUGCAUUUGUCCAUGUACAGAAUUCAGAGAAAGGGUUUUGCCCCCAGCUCUGAUAUUUUUUUACUGAUGAGAUAUUUUCAAGCACACAAGCAAUCGGAGAACUUUAUGCCACUGUGAACUGUACUACUAUUUCAGAUCUAUUUAUCCAAAGGAAAAGUUGAUUUCAGGAUCACUUGGUGGAUUUUAUUUUCUUCUUUUGGAAGGUAUUGAGUUUUAUGCCUGAAUCGACUUUUUUGCUCUCCCGGAAAACCAUUAGAGAUACUUUAAUCAUGUUUUUACUUAAUAUUGUCUGGUUCCAGCUCCAUUUAGAAUACCCUGUUUUACAAAUGAUCUACAGCAACAGCCUGAUACUGUUGCUCAUCUUAUGGUCUAUGCUUCAGUUCCAAUUAUUUUUCCCUUCUCUUAGUGCUGAUUGUUCUAGUGAUGACCUUGCAAAAGUAGCUGGAAUCAGGAAUAUCAGUGUCAUGGAGUGAGCAAAGCACUAUGCCAAGCGAACUCUGUGGCGGUGUUUAGUACCAGAAAUGGUCUAGUUCCUGUUUGUUUUCCCUGGAAGAUGUGAUAAGUUGGGAUGCCAUUGCUCUCCCAUUAAGAAUAAAAUUGAAAAAUAUGUCUGCAUCUCUCCUGUAAUUCUAGGUAGUUGUGGUCUCUCAUCUUUCAAACAGACACGUGCAUAAAUGUUGUAAAUAAAUGCCACCUGCUUGACAUUGCAGCCAGCACCCUAAUUACUCUUGUAUGUAUUAAAAGAUUCAGUGAUGCA